Messenger RNA from Miniopterus natalensis, 2943 nucleotides. RefSeq names its product WD repeat domain 55 (gene WDR55). NCBI's taxonomy places the organism in Eukaryota, Metazoa, Chordata, Mammalia, Chiroptera, Miniopteridae. Gene Ontology annotation, molecular function: protein binding. The record is from RefSeq and is a predicted model, not a curated record.
AAGCAGUGGAAAAAAUAUUGAGUGAGGAUUGAAAAAAAAGAUCGAGACCUGGAGAUUGACUGCCAGUUUAAAAUCACUUUCUGCAAGUACCACCAAAUCCUUGUGGAAGUGACUAAGACCCUCUGGUUGAUAGCACUGUGACAAGGCCUCCCAACACACAGCAACUUUUCCAGUCACACAGAGGGCAUAUAGCCUCUCUGAGGUCCCGAACCUCGCUCACUUUAAGCUCUCAUGUAGGAGGCUGGGAGUCAGCAUAUAAGAUGUCUUAGCUUAGUACCACAGUGAUGUGAGAAGGUUCUCUUCAGCCACAGGAGCUCCUCGUCUGCCCCACCAUACAGGGUGCACCUACUUGUGGAACCUCUGUUAACUGGAAUGUCCCAAACAACUGCUGUGCCCAUUUUCCUCUUCAGCUCCUUGCUAGCGCUGAGUACUGCUGGCCUGGCUUGCUGAGAGUCUGCAGCCUAACUGUAGGGUGCUGUUUCUUCAGCCAUAAAGGGGUUGUGCAUAGAGGGCAGCAACUUCAGCACAUGCAUAUGAGGGCUGCCUGCCCUCCACCACCCACUGUGUGAAAUUCUUGUGGCAUGGGCUUUUGCUGCUUCCUGACCAACCUGGCUGAGGCUUGUCAUGGUCUUGGAUUUCACCAAGCCAUGAACGACUGGUGUCCCUCUCUCAGAUCCUGAGGCCAUUAAAUCCUCAUUACUGGUUGUGGGAUGGGAACUAAAAAAUGGGGCUCUAUUAAAAGUAGCCUCAGUGUCAUCUGAUCAUAAAUUCUCAAAUGGGCAGGUCAUGAUGGGUAGUCACUGCCUGGGCGUAUAAUUUUUUAGUAAAAGGUUUAUCUUUACCUUAAGGAAGCACUAUCCAUUGUUUCUGUGCAUCUAGGUUAAUACACCUUUGAAAUAACCACCCUCAAGAGCGCACAUAAUCUAACAAUCCCAUAAUCCCAUCCCCACCUUGCUCUCUCCCACCUUCAUGUAAUCUUCCUUACAUUCCCUCCUUAAUUUCAAAUGCAUAAAAGCUGCUGCAAAACUCUUACUCUCUACAGCAGUUGAGAUCUUGCUCCCCCACGUCCUCAGUUUGGCUCAAACUCGUAAAAAUUCUCUAAGUUUGGAUGUUUCUUAGGUAGACAGGGAGGCUGUCUACCAAAUUUAGCAUCAGUCAGGAUGAGGGGAAAGGACAAACUCCUGCGUCCGCCGUUUAGUCCAGGUAUCAACGGUGUUGAUACAGGAACACCGCAGACCAUGCGGGUCUGGCACUGAGGUCGGCUCCACCCACACCAGCUGCGCCAACGCCUUUUCCGGGUUACGCGGACGCCCUGGCGCCACUUCCCGCCCCGCCCCGCCCGGGCGGAAGCUGUGCGCUGAGCCGCUUACUUCUGCCGGGUGACUGGUGCUGGGGUUCACGGGUCAGCCGCUGCGCCACUCGGAGUCCUCGGGUGCAUGGAUCACACGUGUGAGGAGAGGUCGGCGGAGGAUGGGGACGACCAGGAGGACUCCGACUCCACGGAAGUCCCGGCCCGGAUCCGGGACACCCCUGAAGACAUCGUUUUGGAAGCGCCUGCAAGCGGGCUGGCGUUCCACCCGUCCCGCGACCUCCUGGCGGCGGGGGACGUGGACGGGGACGUGUUUGUCUUUUCCUACUCCUGUCAAGAGGGAGAAACCAAGGAGCUCUGGUCCUCAGGUCACCACCUCAAGUCCUGCCGUGCUGUGGUCUUCUCUGAAGAUGGGGAGAAACUUGUUACUGUCUCCAAGGACAAAGCCAUCCAUGUUCUAGAUGUGGAGCAGGGCCGACUGGAAAGACGCAUUUCCAAGGCUCAUGGUGCCCCUAUCAACAGUCUGCUGCUGGUGGAUAAGAAUGUUUUGGCCACUGGGGAUGACACAGGUGGCGUCCGGCUCUGGGACCAGCGGAAGGAUGGCCCCUUAAUGGAUAUGCGGCAGCAUGAGGAGUACAUUGCUGAUAUGGCUCUGGACCCAGCCAAGAAGCUGCUGCUGACAGCCAGUGGGGAUGGCUGCCUUGGUGUCUUCAAUAUUAAGCGACGCCGGUUUGAGUUGCUUUCAGAACCUCAGUCUGGAGACCUGACCUCUGUCACAAUCAUGAAAUGUGGGAGGAAGGUGGUCUGUGGCUCUAGUGAAGGUACCAUCUACCUCUUCAAUUGGAAUGGCUUUGGGGCCACAAGUGACCGCUUUGCCCUGAGAGCCGAGUCCAUUGACUGCAUGGUUCCAGUCACUGACAGUCUGCUGUGCACUGGGUCCACCGAUGGAGUCAUCAGGGCUGUGAACAUCCUGCCGAACCGAGUGGUGGGCAGCGUGGGCCAGCACGCCGGGGAGCCUGUGGAGGAGCUGGCCCUCUCCCACUGCGGCCGCUUCCUGGCCAGCAGUGGCCAUGACCAGUGCCUCAAAUUUUGGGACAUGGCCCAGUUGCGGGCUGUGGUAGUGGAUGACUACCGUCGGCGCAAAAAAAAGGGAGGGCCGCUUCGGGCGCUGAGUAGCAAGGCUUGGAGCACGGAUGACUUCUUUGCGGGACUGCGGGAAGAGGAAGAGGAAAGGGAGGAAGAGGAGAGUGAGGACGACAGUGACUGAGGGGAUGAGCUGAAUCUCAAGACAGGUCCUCACUGGGCAAGAGUCUCGCUUCCUGGACUGGAUCGCCAGAGGCUAUGAAUUUAUUAUACCCUCUUGUAUAGCAUAAGGUGAUGGGCAAACAGAGGGUCGGGACUGUGGGGAAGGAGAGCUACUCACUCUCCGCGUGUAAGACAAGCCCACAGAGGGGGCAAGAUAGCACGGACACAGGUGUACACCAACCAGGGGUUUAAUAUAAAUACAACUAGCAUAGAAAAACCAACAGUACACAUACACCAAAACCAAAAUGCCAAGUGGUGGGGACAAAAGGCAGAUUUCUGAUCCUUUGGCUCAGCCAUCCCCCAAAUAAAAACCAAGAAAGACAAAUCAA